This is a messenger RNA of Echinostoma caproni, 300 nucleotides long. NCBI's taxonomy places the organism in Eukaryota, Metazoa, Platyhelminthes, Trematoda, Plagiorchiida, Echinostomatidae. The record is from the annotation of a GenBank genome assembly.
AUGUCAGUUAUCCGACACCGGCCUCAUUCUUUCUUUGCACGUCUACCGGUCAGUGUGACAAAGAGAAUGCACAUCGGCCCAAUCGAACAGCAACAACACAAACAACUGCGACGACUACAACAGCAGCAACAACAACAACUACGACGACGACGAGUACAACACGACCAGCAUCUGCGGCGAGACGGGACAAAAAACGAGCUAGUCUACUGGAUCAGUGGAAUCGAAUGUGUGAAUAUGAGGACGCGGCGGCACAGACAAACGGAACGAACAAAUUUGGGCACAAUCACUUCGACGGAAUGA